CUCGUUUCAUAUCUCGUCUGGCUACGGAGAGAGUUCGGCAUAACCCUAGAAAACAGCUUCGUUUUUCUCAGCCUGGAAAGGUUGAAAAAUAAUACAGAAGCAGAAAUCCUAAUUCGAGUUAGGGUUUUUGAGGGAAAUGGCGUCGUUCUCGGAAGCUCCACCAGGCGAUCCGAAGGUAGGAGAGAAGAUCUUCAAGACUAAGUGCGCUCAAUGCCAUACGGUCGACAAAGGAGCAGGACACAAGCAAGGACCCAACUUGAAUGGUCUUUUUGGACGACAGUCUGGCACAACUCCUGGUUACUCCUAUUCUGCUGCUAACAAGAACAUGGCUGUGAACUGGGAAGAGAAAACUCUAUAUGAUUACCUGCUUAAUCCCAAGAAGUAUAUUCCAGGAACGAAGAUGGUUUUCCCAGGUCUGAAGAAGCCACAAGAUCGUGCAGAUCUCAUUGCAUAUCUCAAGCAAGCCACAUCCUCGUAAUGUUCUUUUCUGUUUUCUAUCCUCUAUUUUGCGGCAACUGGAGGUGUCUGUUGAAGAGUCUGAAAAGAGACUAGUUAUUUUUUAUGGAAUAAGACCUCAGCAGAUGAUGGGGUCCCAUGCAACUCUUGUUUCUCAUGCAUUCAAAUUUGGCAGUAAUUGCAUAUGUUUGUGACAUAUUUCUGCACUGAUCAAUUCAACUGGUUCUAAUUUUGACUCAA
Messenger RNA from Magnolia sinica, 696 nucleotides. Its product is annotated as cytochrome c. The transcript has 3 exons. Gene Ontology annotation, biological process: mitochondrial electron transport, cytochrome c to oxygen; mitochondrial electron transport, ubiquinol to cytochrome c. The record is from RefSeq and is a predicted model, not a curated record. Gene Ontology annotation, cellular component: mitochondrial intermembrane space. Gene Ontology annotation, molecular function: electron transfer activity; heme binding. Bases 137 to 478 code for a protein of 113 amino acids. NCBI's taxonomy places the organism in Eukaryota, Viridiplantae, Streptophyta, Magnoliopsida, Magnoliales, Magnoliaceae.